AUGCUUUAUAUGGCAGCCCAUGUCUUCUUGGUAUCUUUCGCCAGCGCCGAAGGCAAGGACGGGGAGGGAAUUGUGCUGCUAAAGGACAAGCUGAGGGACAGAAACUCUUUCAUAUCUAACCAGGCAGGGUACUUGUACAACGUUGGAAGGAAGCACUUUCUUGCCUCGGAGAGAGAAGUAAUUGGAAACGGCACUGUGCCCGUAAGAGUAAGCUACGAAGUGAGGAAUGCGUCGCCGUUUAAAAUCAGAAGGGUUGUAGUGGAUGGCGGGUAUCCCAUGAAUGUACUGGAGUCUAUGGACGACCUGUUAAACACCCCAUCAAACGGCAUUUACCAUCGAGUGCUUGGCCUGAAGGAUAGAGGGUCUGCACCUGCGACCUUAAACAAGUACAAGCCAGACAGCCGGCACACCAUAUCAGUUUAUCCAGAAGUUGUGGCCAAAGACAGGGUUGUCUUUAGAAUAUUCAUAGAAGACAAAUGCAUCGGCGUUUCUGAGCACGGAACUCUUUCAAACCAGACAUGCAGAUACAUAGGAAGCCACGCCGACUACAAAAACCAGCUAUGGAUAUGGGUUCCUGCAGCCAGGUUCCAGAGAGAAACCAAAGGCAAAAAAGUCAAUGUAGAUUACGAAGCUAUCGACAAGGAGGAAACCCAAAACGGCAGGUGCAAGCCCUGUCCUCCGCCCUCCCAGGCCGCCUGCAAGAGUCAGGGCUAUAUAUCGCCCUACGACUGCCCCAAUAAAGGAAAAUACUACAAGGAAAGAAGAUGUAUCAUGCCCCCGCGGAUCCUGGAGAAGCAGAACGGCAUGCGCUACAAUUAUUACAGCCCCUAUAGACAUGGCAUAGCGCCAUCAGGAUACUACGGGGCAAUGGACAAAAUCAAGAGGUACGAUUAA
Molecule: messenger RNA, 894 nt
Organism: Nematocida major
Lineage: Eukaryota; Fungi; Microsporidia
Exons: 1
Coding region: 1-894 (297 amino acids)
Source: RefSeq, a predicted model, not a curated record